Messenger RNA from Rubroshorea leprosula, 1355 nucleotides. NCBI's taxonomy places the organism in Eukaryota, Viridiplantae, Streptophyta, Magnoliopsida, Malvales, Dipterocarpaceae. The record is from the annotation of a GenBank genome assembly.
CACCUCUCCUUCCUUGUUUUUCCAAAAAAGCCCAAUGGCCAGGUCUGCUCUCACUGAUCUCCUCAACCUCAAUCUCUCUGAUUCCACCGACAAAAUCAUAGCCGAAUACAUAUGGAUCGGUGGAUCGGGCAUGGACUUGAGAAGCAAAGCAAGGACAUUGCCGGGACUGGUUACCGACCCUGCAAAGCUGCCGAAAUGGAACUACGACGGCUCCAGUACCGGCCAAGCCCCCGGCGAGGACAGUGAAGUCAUUCUGUAUCCGCAGGCGGUAUUCAAGGAUCCUUUCAGAAGGGGAAACAACAUCUUGGUUAUGUGUGACACGUACACUCCGGCCGGCGAACCCAUCCCAACCAAUAAGAGAUUUAACGCGGCUAAGAUCUUUAGCCACCCUGACGUCGUCGCCGAGGUGCCCUGGUAUGGCAUUGAGCAAGAAUACACUCUCCUUCAGAAGGAUGUUAAAUGGCCGCUUGGAUGGCCCGUUGGUGGCUAUCCUGGUCCGCAGGGCCCAUACUAUUGUGGAGUGGGAGCCGACAAGGCAUUUGGCCGAGACAUUGUUGACUCUCAUUACAAAGCUUGUCUUUAUGCUGGUAUUAACAUAAGUGGAAUCAAUGGUGAAGUUAUGCCGGGUCAGUGGGAAUUCCAAGUUGGCCCUGCUGUGGGGAUCUCCGCUGGGGAUCAAGUUUGGGUUGCUCGAUACAUUCUCGAGCGUAUUACUGAAAUUGCUGGUGUGGUUCUUUCUUUUGAUCCAAAGCCAAUCCAGGGAGACUGGAAUGGGGCUGGCGCCCACACCAAUUACAGUACUAAGUCAAUGAGGAAUGAUGGUGGGAUUCACGUGAUCAAAAAGGCAAUUGAAAAGUUGGGUCUUCGCCACAAAGAGCACAUUGCUGCUUAUGGCGAAGGCAACGAGAGAAGGUUGACAGGUCGUCAUGAGACAGCAGACAUCAACACCUUCUCGUGGGGUGUUGCAAACAGGGGAGCUUCUAUCCGUGUUGGUCGUGAUACUGAGAAAGAUGGAAAGGGCUACUUUGAGGACAGGAGGCCAGCGUCCAAUAUGGACCCGUAUGUGGUUUCUUCAAUGAUUGCUGAAACCACCAUUCUCUGGAAACCAUAGAAGGAACCUUGGAAGAUAAGUACGGGAAAAAUGAGGCUAUUUGUUGGAUUAAAUCUGUUUAAUAAUUAUUUGUUCCUCUCCAUUUCCAGUGUGCUGUUACUAAUUUGGAAAAUUGGAAAAUUGGGUUGCUUGGUUACCAUUCAAACUAUAGUAGUUAGUUCAGAACCAGUCUGGUCGUUGUGUGCAGAUUGCAGAAAACUUGUUUAUUUUUUGUUUAAUAAAUGUCAGUUAGUUAAAAUUUAAU